Messenger RNA from Thlaspi arvense, 518 nucleotides. Lineage: Eukaryota; Viridiplantae; Streptophyta; Magnoliopsida; Brassicales; Brassicaceae. The record is from the annotation of a GenBank genome assembly.
AUGGUACCUUUCUUCAACAACUUUGUCAUGCACUCAAAGACCCCAAGAGAUGGUAACUCGGAGUUCUCUGGGUCGGCCAUGGCCAAUCUCCAGAUGAAACUGAGGAAGAAACAACACGGUGUGAAACCGACAACAACGUGGGUCCUUCUGGCCAUCUUGUUUGUACUCCUGCAAGAGAAGUGGUCCAUGAAAGAUCUGAGAUUUGCUUGGUGUGUUUUGGCUGUUUUUGCUGAUUAAAGAAGUUUAUUACGAAAACGGAAAAAUAGGGUUUAUAUGUGAUCCAGGUAGAUAUGCAGAUCAAUGUGGGUUUUAUUGUUUAUUUGAAAAGUGAAACUAAAGUGGCCUAGUGAUGUUGAUUACAUCUAGCGGCCGCAUGAGAAAGUGAAAAUGCAAAUGGUCGUUUUUGUUUAAACAAUCCAAAAAUAUAGGUUUUGUAGUUCAGUCGUUAACUUCUGGCACAUUUUGUGAUUGUAAACAAUUGAUUAUUAAGUAAAUUAGAGAAAUUUUUGUUACGGGUA